UCAACUAACCUCCCCCCCCCUCCCUUCACUCCAAAACUCUCUCUCUAACUUUCUCUCUCUUCUCCAUCUUCUCCAUCUUUCUCCAUUCUCCAUUCUCCAUCUUCUGCAACUCCAGCUGCUGCAACCCUUAGUUUCUCUCUCUAGCUCUUUCCCGUCGGAGAGGAGAGGGGGAGAAGAGAGUCGUAUGGAAUGAGCGACUACAGGUUGACGCCGAGCAUGAACCUGUGGAGCGACGACAACGCGUCCAUGAUGGAGGCCUUCAUGUCCUCCGACCUCUCCUCCUUCUGGCCGCCCCCUCCUCCCCCAUCUCCACCCCUCCCCUCCCUCUCCCCCACCACCAGCAGCCGCCGCCCCAGCAGCCGCAGCCGCAGCCGCAGCCCCGCCUUCAACCAGGACACCCUCCAGCACCGCCUCCAGACCCUCAUCGACUCCACCUCCCGCUACCCCUGGACCUACGCCAUCUUCUGGCAGUCCUCCUUCGACGGCUACCCCGGCCCCGCCGCCGCCCCACCCGCGGCCUCCUCGGCGUCGCCGCCGGUGCCCGUCCUCGGCUGGGGCGACGGCUACUACAAGGGCGAGGAGGAUAAGUCCAAGGGGAAGGCCAAGAUCAGCGCCUCCUCCGCGGCCGAGCAGGAGCACCGGAAGCGCGUGCUCCGCGAGCUCAACUCCCUCAUCGCCGGGCCCUCCUCCGCCGCCGCCGCCCCCGACGACGCCGUCGACGAGGAGGUCACCGACACCGAGUGGUUCUUCCUCGUCUCCAUGACGCAGUCCUUCGGCAACGACGGCAGCUUGCCCGGCCAGGCCCUGUACGGGUCGACCCCGCUUUGGGUGUCGGGCGGGGACCGCCUCGCCGACUGCGGCUGCGAGAGGGCGAAGCAGGCGCGGAUUUUCGGGCUCAACACCAUGGUCUGCGUCCCCGUGAUCGGCGGGGUCGUCGAAUUGGGCUCCACGGAGCCGAUCUACCAUAGCCCAGAUCUGCUGAACAAGGUCAGGAAUUUGUUCAAUUUCACUGGUGGGAUGGAGUUAGGGUUUGGUGGGAAUGGUAACGAUCAGGGCGAGAGCGAUCCUUCUUCGCUCUGGCUCAAUGAUCCGGCGGGCACGGUCGAGGUCAAGGACAGCGCCGUCGCCGGGGCGGCCGCCGUCACGGGUUCUUCGAAUUAUAACGGUAGCAAUCAUGGGUCUAAAUCGAUUCAACUCGAGAAUAAUCAUGUCUUGAGUAGCAUGGGCGAGAAGCCGACCGCGAUCCAUCGGGACAAUCCUCGCCACAAUUACCCGCAGAGCAAUCAGCAGAUGCAGGGCCAGAGCUUCUUCACCCGCGAGUUGAACUUCUCCGAGUUCGGGUUCGAUGGCAGCAGCGCGAGAAACGGGAAUUCACAUCCCAUGAAGCCCGAAUCCGGCGAAAUCUUGAGUUUUGGUGAGAGCAAGAGGGUUUCUUGCAACGGAAAUGGGAAUCUGUAUUCUGGUCAAUCGCAGCUCACGGCAGUGGAAGAAAGUAAGAAGAGGAGGUCGCCUACUUCGCGCGGUAGCAACGAAGAAGGGAUGCUCUCGUUCACCUCAGGCGUGGUUUUGCCGUCCUCGGGGAUGGUGAAAUCGAGCGGAGGCGCGGGGGAUUCUGAUCAUUCAGAUCUCGAAGCGUCCGUCGUGAAGGAAGCUGAUAGUAGCAGGGUCAUUGAGCCGGAGAAAAGGCCGCGAAAGCGAGGUAGGAAACCUGCUAAUGGCCGAGAGGAGCCAUUGAAUCACGUUGAGGCCGAGAGGCAGAGGAGGGAGAAGCUUAACCAGCGGUUUUACGCGCUCCGGGCCGUGGUUCCUAAUGUUUCCAAGAUGGACAAAGCGUCACUUCUUGGCGACGCGAUAGCGUACAUCAAGGAGCUGAACUCGAAGCUCCAGACCACGGAAUCUGACAAGGAGAAUCUGCAGAAGCAAAUGGAAUCCUUGAAGAAGGAAUUAACGAAUAAAGACUCUCGGUCUGCUCUGCCCCAGAGCGAUAAAGAUCUCAGUAUCUCGAGCAAUCACGGUGCCAAGUUGAUAGAAUUGGACGUGGACGUGAAGAUAAUCGGAUGGGAUGUGAUGAUACGGAUUCAAAGCAGCAAGAAGAACCACCCUGCUGCGAAGCUAAUGCAAGCCCUAAUGGAGUUGGAUCUUGACGUGCAUCAUGCCAGCGUCUCCGUGGUGAAUGACUUGAUGAUCCAACAGGCGACCGUGAAGAUGAGUGGUCGUUUUUACACACAGGAACAGCUAAGGCUGGCGUUGUCGUCCAAAAUAGGAUAAGCCCAUCAGAAGUAGAAGAGGGAGUGAUGGUAAUUAAACUGUAUAAAAAGAGCUUGCCGAUGUUUGAAUUGUCGACGCGAAUAAUCAGGGGCUGGGAUAUUUUAAGGCUCCCGGCACAGCAAGUUCUGAAGCAAGAGCUGCCAUAUGCUGUUUGUUCCUCUUGUAGUUCUUAGUGUAGCCUGCUAGUGUUUCUUAUUAGGUACUUUCGAUUGUGGAGCACUGAGAGGAUAUGAAACAAGGUGGAAUUGUUGUUGAAGAUAAAACAGCUCCUGAUCGAGUUAGUAGCAUUUUGUCGUCGGGUCGAUUGUCUACCUUGUCUUCCUAUGUAUAUAGAUGUUCGGUAUUCGGGUCUUAUAACGACAUUGAGGCUUCAGGCAUGUAUGCUGUGGUUCUUGUUCUGUCACGAAACCUGGGUUCUUCUGUUUGCAAAUAUAUACUGUUCUUGUCUCA
Eucalyptus grandis is the source of this 2718-nucleotide messenger RNA. Its product is annotated as transcription factor MYC2. Gene Ontology annotation, biological process: regulation of DNA-templated transcription. Gene Ontology annotation, molecular function: protein dimerization activity; DNA-binding transcription factor activity; transcription cis-regulatory region binding. Bases 190 to 2268 code for a protein of 692 amino acids. The record is from RefSeq and is a predicted model, not a curated record. Gene Ontology annotation, cellular component: nucleus. The transcript is spliced from 2 exons. NCBI's taxonomy places the organism in Eukaryota, Viridiplantae, Streptophyta, Magnoliopsida, Myrtales, Myrtaceae.